AUGGAUGACGUAAAAGUCAUAGCUUCAGAGGUCUCCCUCACCUUGGGUCUUCCUCCUAGCUGCAUCCAGUUCUGCCCUGCGCAUCCUGAUCUGUUUGUGGUGGGAACUUACAACCUUGAAAAGAAUGAAGACGAUGCUCAAGUGGGCACAGAGAACGGGGAUGAGGAUGGUGGUGACCAGGUAGCUGCGACAAAGACACCGCAAAGCCGCAAUGGCAGCCUACUUGUUUUCAAGGUUGAUGGUGCUAAGCUUGAUCUAGUCCAAACUGUUUUACAGCCAUCAGCCAUAUUGGACCUUCGAUUUCACCCGUCUAAAGACAGGCAAGAUAUCAUGGCAGUAGUAUCUAGUACGGGGACGCUGGCUGUGUUCAAAUUGGAUCCCACACACGACUCUUCAGCACCUUUACAGCACAUCUCGACAAGCAGAUGCGAAGAUAUUGGAGAGGACGUCUUGUUCCUGCAAUGUAAUUGGCACCCUGAGAUCCAGAAUGUGAUUGGCGUGACAACAUCGACGAGCUCUGCCCGGCUCUUACACCUGGACAAGGAUUAUUGCAUCAAUGACUACACUGAGCUGAACAUUGCCAACUCCCUUGAGGCGUGGUGCAUCGCCUUUUCUCCGGGGGCGGCCUCAACCGAUGAUAAGACACAAGUUACAGCUUAUUGCGGAGGAGAUGACUCUUUGCUCCGCUACACAUCCUGUAUCUGGGAUCCAAAUGACUCCGAUUCUCCUUCCGAGGAACCUUAUUCGCCCAUCACUAUCAAAGGAACACAUAACGCAGGAGUCACAGCGAUCUUCCCACUUCCUGUAUUCGUAAAGAAUACUGGAAGGGUUGUUGUGACAGGAAGCUACGACGAUCAUCUGCGUGUUUUUAUUAUACACGAUCUACAUGAGACAUAUGGCAUGAAAAAAGUCGACCUGGUCCUUGAAGAGAACAUGGGAGGAGGCGUGUGGCGACUAGAUCUCGUCAACAUACAAAAGGGAACAGACUCAACCAAGAUCAGAUUCCUCGCUUCAUGUAUGCACGCGGGCGCCAGACUUGUUGAUUUGGAGGUCAAGAAUGAGCAAGACUGGACCUGCAAGGUCCUGGCGAGGUUUGAAGAGCAUAAGAGCAUGAACUAUGGAAGUGAUUUUGUGAGAGACAGUCAAGCAGGAGAUGACUUGUGGUGUGUGUCGACUAGCUUUUAUGAUAAGCUGCUUUGCCUUUGGAAGUAUGAGCCAUAA
This is a messenger RNA of Fusarium coffeatum, 1221 nucleotides long. RefSeq lists its product as uncharacterized. NCBI's taxonomy places the organism in Eukaryota, Fungi, Ascomycota, Sordariomycetes, Hypocreales, Nectriaceae. The transcript has 2 exons. Gene Ontology annotation, molecular function: protein binding. The coding region runs from base 1 to 1221 and encodes 406 amino acids. The record is from RefSeq and is a predicted model, not a curated record.